CACGCCUCAGUUGAUAUCCGAGCACCACACUUGAUAUACAUAAGUGACAAGAGUCAUAUUUUCCAGCUUUUUGCAACAAAAAAACCAUGGAUACCAUUGCCUUGGUGCCCAGUGUCGGGCCCGACUCGGUUCGUGCGAUCUGUCCAUCCUGUAACGCCGAAGUGAUGACCAAAACGGAGCAUCGCUCCAACACCCUGACACAUAUCUAUGCCCUAAUGCUGUGCGUGUGCUUGUGUUGGCCGUGCGCGUGCAUGCCCUACUGUUGCGCUUCCUGCCGCGACACCGUGCACAAGUGUCCUUCCUGCAACGCCUACAUCGGAGUUUACAAACGCUGAGUUUAGAAACCAGUAUUCAAACAAACGGCUCCAGCGAAAGCAGUGUGUAAAAUCUAACAAAACCCAGUGUGUUUUUAUCGGACUACAAACUGGAGCUUG
Messenger RNA from Anopheles coustani, 434 nucleotides. RefSeq names its product lipopolysaccharide-induced tumor necrosis factor-alpha factor homolog. The transcript has 2 exons. Gene Ontology annotation, molecular function: zinc ion binding. The coding region runs from base 87 to 335 and encodes 82 amino acids. NCBI's taxonomy places the organism in Eukaryota, Metazoa, Arthropoda, Insecta, Diptera, Culicidae. The record is from RefSeq and is a predicted model, not a curated record.